AUGCCACCACUCGAAACAUUUCCAAAUUUAACUCUCGUUUGCGUAAAGAGUUUUUCAAAUUUUUUUAACAAAAAAUUGUGUUGUCACAAUAAAAUAUUAAACCAAAUGGAAAACAACAGACAACAAAACCCUCUUGAAACUCCCACACUUCGUCGUGCUGCAGAGGAUGAUGAUGAAGUAAUGAUAAUGCAAGAGUUGGAAGAUGAGCAAUUACUUUUGAUAAACA
This is a messenger RNA of Funneliformis caledonium, 226 nucleotides long. NCBI's taxonomy places the organism in Eukaryota, Fungi, Glomeromycota, Glomeromycetes, Glomerales, Glomeraceae. The record is from the annotation of a GenBank genome assembly.